Messenger RNA from Paramuricea clavata, 184 nucleotides. The record is from the annotation of a GenBank genome assembly. NCBI's taxonomy places the organism in Eukaryota, Metazoa, Cnidaria, Anthozoa, Malacalcyonacea, Plexauridae.
AUGGCUGCAAAGCACGAUGUUAUGUUCAUUGAUAACUCUUCCAUUGAUCACACAUGUUUAAAUGGGAGCAAUCUACAUCUUAACGGCAAAGGUUCAGCAGUCCUGGCCUCACAUUUUAUUACCUUUCUGAGAGGAAAUCAACCCCGUGUUGUUCAAGACACGACUCGUUCUGAGAAGGAUUUUC